AUGUUAUCUCUACGCCAAACUUUGAGAUUUGUUGCCCCCGCUUCCAGAGCUUUUUCUACUUCUAGAGUAGCCAUGCAAAAGCAGGUUACGAAGACUGCACAGACCUUGGCUGAAGUCAACGGUCCAGAGAGUUUGAUCGGUCCAGGUGCUAAGGCUGGUGAAGUUCCUACUGAUCUUGAGCAAGCCACUGGUCUAGCCAGAUUGGAAUUGCUAGGUAAGUUGGAAGGUAUUGACGUUUUCGACACCAAGCCUUUAGAUGCUUCUAGAAUCGGUACCAUGGAAAACCCUAUUUUGGUGGAUACCUACGAUGACUAUCGUUAUGUUGGUUGUACCGGUUCUCCAGCUGGUUCUCACACUAUAAUGUGGUUGAAGCCAACUGUCGGCAAGGUCGCCAGAUGCUGGGAAUGUGGUUCCGUCUACAAAGUCAACGCAGUGGGUGUCAAGACUGAUGACGACCACCAUCACUGA
Messenger RNA from Lachancea fermentati, 468 nucleotides. Lineage: Eukaryota; Fungi; Ascomycota; Saccharomycetes; Saccharomycetales; Saccharomycetaceae. The record is from the annotation of a GenBank genome assembly.